UUACGCGACGCCUGUCAACGCAAUCCAUCGUCUCCUUGUUAUGAGUGCCCUGUCUCUUCUCCGAGUUGCGACUCCCGAUGGCCGCUCUGCAAGACCACCGCUUCUUCCCGAAACCCCUCGUUCCUCUCUGCUUCCCUGCUGCUCAUCUGCGCAGCUCUGUGCCCCUCGGCAUCUCGAUCCAUAAGGCCAAGUCAUUGGCCCAGAUUCCACCUCCUGAUGCUGCAAAUCCCCUCCGGAAUCUGUUCUCCGCCCGAAAGAUCCCAACUUUCUCCGGAAACCCUGAAGAGCAGACUCUUAGGAUCCAGGUUUCAUCGGAAAAGGCUUCACCUUUGUCGAGAAGUCUACGUUCCCUCAUCCGUUUUCGCAAAACCGCCCAUCGCCCCGUUUCCCUGUUUGAUCUCUUAUCUUCUAUUGAUCUCCAGGUCUCAACCCAAAAGAUUGCUUCUUGCUCGAGAAUUCCAUCUUUCCGUCACAGUUUUGCAUUGCUACUUUCUGCUUUUUCUUCUCCUUUCCCUGCCAACGCAACCGACUCGGAGCAGGUCUCGCAGAAGAUCAACAUAGAACAUAUUCUUGUAUCAAUCGAUGAUUUCUUCAACCGGAAUCCAUUCUUCGUAGCGGGGGUUACCGUCAUCUGGCUUGUCCUGAUACCGCUGACACAAGAGUACCUCAAGAAAUACAAGUUCAUCAGCGCAAUCGAUGCCUUUCGGAAACUUAGGGACAUGCCCAAUGCCCAACUACUGGAUGUGAGGAAGAGGCAGAGCGUCAAGUUCAUGGAUUCGCCAAAUUUGAGGAUUUUGAACAAGAAUGUGGUUCAGGUGGAGUAUUCUGAUGGAAACGAAGAGGGUUUCAUCAAGGAGGUUCUGCGGAAUUUUGAAGAUCCAGGAAAUACUGUCAUCUGUGUUCUUGACAACUUUGAUGGUGAUUCUCUUAAAUUGGCUGAACUGCUUUACAAGAAUGGUUUCAAGGAGGCAUAUGCAAUUAAAGGUGGACUCAGAGGGAAGGAUGGAUGGCAGGCAAUUCAGGAAACCUUUCUUCCACCCUCUGUGCAUGUUCAUCCAAGGAAAAAGAGCAUGGAAUCAGCAGAAACAGAGGCGAACAACCAAAUGAUGAAUGACCAGAUUGUGGCUUCUUCCAGCAAUCACCAUGACAAGAACUUGAACAUGGACAAUGGUUUUGUAGAGCCUACAGAAACUAUCUCAACCGCAAAGCUUAAUCCAGAAAGACCGUUGUCACCCUAUCCGAAUUAUCCCGAGCUCAAACCGCCUUCUUCUCCGUCUCCAUCAAAGCCUCAAAGUUGAAGCUGCUUGCAACUCGGUACACAUUCUUUGCCUUCAGUAGGCUUUUUUCUGGGUGGAUUAAAAGGAUGUCUUUUUGCUGAUAUACAAUGAAUCAAAGAAGCAAGCAAGCACAAGGUGGUGAAAAUUGGAAGAACUUUGAAGCUACUAUUUUUCCUUUUAAAGGAAGCAAAUAUAUUAAGGAGAAAUAGAGGAAGACACAGUAACACUUGUCCGGAGGAGAUCAAACAACUCUCACUCAUCGAUUGCUCCAAAAUCAGUUAUAUUUGCUCACUCAUUUACGGGAAAGCAAAGAAUUUGUCUGAUCACUUCAGCAACGAGGCGUUGGUGGAAAUCUUGACGGUUAGCCCAAUGGUAAAAAAGAAGUGAUCAUCCUUUGAAUGGAGCUCAAGUCAUGGAAUUUGACUCCUGUUUGGUCCAAAUCGCAGAAACUUAGAAUGUGAUCGAGCAACAUCGACAGAAGCAGCGUGCUCAGGUUUUAAGAAAAGGUCGUGACGCCACUACUAGCCCCCCUUACGGACAACGAAAAGCUUGGACAUACAUCAUCGACUUCAGAAACCAUUUCUUCCGGAAAACAGAUCUUACUGCGAUACAGCCUAACCAUAAGAUCAAAGCAAACCAGAAUGGCGCAUGAUUAAUCCGCAAUAGAACAUUAUCCGAAGGAUCACGAGAGCUCAAAGAGGAGAUCAUGAAGAAAUGCGAGCAAAGAGAUGGAUCGAAAAAUAGAUCAGAGAAGGGCGUCAGCCGAUAUGUACCUUCUCUUUCCAAUUGGAGUUCAGGAACGCUCUUCUUCGCCGAUCUCCGCCGCUGGAUGGCGAUUCCUCCGCUACAUGUAGCAAUCUAACGCAGUCUUGAAAUCCAAGUUCGCGAGGGGGAUUAAGAUCAAAGAUCGGCCCCGAUAUCAGACCACCACACCGCGGGUUGCGAAACCAACCUAUGCUAGUAUAUGAACACCGUGAUCAGCUUACCGUUUCGGAACUCGGCAACCCUUUUUUUUCUUUUCUUUUCCUUCAGAAUUUAAUAUUUAGUGGGAAAUUUGUCGUCUCUCUUUCAUAUUUAUUUUCACUUAUAUUUUCUUCGACGCAUUUUCUAUAUCUCUGUAAUAUAACUAUUGCGAAAAAUAAAAAUAAUUUGAAGAAAAAGAAUCACAGUCCGCUUUAAAAGUUGAAAUAUCCUAAGGCGGUGACCGCACCCGUGCCUGGACUGUGCUGCCCAGAUAUGUAGCAUGAUCGGGCUUCUCUCUCUCUCUCUCUCUCCACAAGGAGCAAAGAGGAGAUGGCCAAGUCGUGUAAAGGCCUGGCGAUGGAGCUCGUCAAAUGCCUCAGCGAAUCCGAUUGCGUGAAGGUCGACAUGAGAGCACGGAUACGUGGGAACAAAGGCUACUAGAUAAAGUUCAUUUUUACCUGAUACAAGCUUUCUGCCUGGUGUCUUGAAAGCUUUCUUUGUUAGGAUGAGAAGGGUUGUUUUAAGCAGCUGGAACUCAAGUUAAUAAAGUCAAACAAUUUAGGACAGACCUAUCUGGCUUACAUGCAAUCUUUCUGUGUAUGUCAACCUUUGUAAUGGAUUGUUUUACGUAGGGCGAUAAGUACUAUCUUGCUAUUGACUGUGAUCUCGAGUAGUUUAUGGGGACCAUUUUAUGCUAAUGAUUCCCAUGUCUCUGGUUAUGUGUUUGGUAUAAUAAUAUAGUAUGAUCUUCAAAUU
Molecule: messenger RNA, 2996 nt
Organism: Musa acuminata AAA Group (dessert banana)
Lineage: Eukaryota; Viridiplantae; Streptophyta; Magnoliopsida; Zingiberales; Musaceae
Product: rhodanese-like domain-containing protein 4A, chloroplastic
Exons: 6
Coding region: 78-1298 (406 amino acids)
Source: RefSeq, a predicted model, not a curated record